This is a messenger RNA of Lineus longissimus, 4451 nucleotides long. RefSeq lists its product as uncharacterized. Gene Ontology annotation, molecular function: ubiquitin-protein transferase activity. Lineage: Eukaryota; Metazoa; Nemertea; Pilidiophora; Heteronemertea; Lineidae. The coding region runs from base 96 to 2369 and encodes 757 amino acids. The record is from RefSeq and is a predicted model, not a curated record. The transcript is spliced from 11 exons.
GCAGAAUAAUCAUGGUUUGAUGGUUUGCAUUUUCAUGGUGGGCAGACGGAUGCGCAGUAGACUCGUUGUUAUUGGUACAAGCGACGAAGCCGUCCAUGCGAACGAGGUUCGCAAUUAUUUGGUUCGCACGCUUUUCGAAAAUGGAGGAGAAUGUCAUUCGAAUGGCACAGCAGGCUGUUGCUGCCGCUCUUAUGCCGCUGCUACAGCAAACCGGGCAGCGUGAAAGUGAAACAACGGCAACUGCGAGUGCUAGUGUGCCCAUGGCUCACAGAGUUCCACUACCACAGAGUUCCACAACCCAUCGCGUUGACAAUGGCUUAGGCCUACUGCCAUCGAGUUUUAUGAACCGCGGGAGGGGUUCAGCAGCAGCAAAGAAGCGAGGGACUACAGCAGGCAAAGGAAAGGCAAAAGUUGUGGUGAAGGAUGUGGUUUGCAUCCCCAAGCACAAGUUUUUUCCCAACAUGGCCGUUCCGAAAGGCUCGGCACGAGGAGAAUAUGCUGAAAUGGGACUGAGCGGGAAAAUUUCGUUCAGCUCCCACUGCAUGAAAGAAGAGAUGGAGGCUCAGGUUAAAAGCAUAUUCUGCAGGCAGUUUAACCUGUCAGCCUCAGAAACCUUUGCCUAUGAAUAUCUUUGUAUUCUUCCGGGAACCCGAAAGUUAGGCAGGCCAAAUGUCUCCACCAAUUUUGUGUGGAACGGAAAAGCGGUGCUCUCUAUUAUAGGACAGGGGGCUCUUUAUAUUAUGGCGAACACCCCGUUCCCAGAAGCUCUCACAUCAAGGCGAGCAACUAAUGAAGGUUCCUUCAUAGAAACUGAUGAAGAUGAUGAUGAUGACUUCCUGGCACCAGCUUUUACUGUUAGGAGUAGGACAAGGAUGACUGCAGCCGCUCAACAAUCGCCCGUCAUGCCUGUGCUGACUGCCAUGCCUGCGGUGAAUGUCAGGCCUGCGGUGACUGCCACGCCUGAGGUGAAUGCUACACCCGAGACCACAAGGAAUAUCCCGGAUUUUAACUUUGACACUUAUAAUGUCACAGAUUUCAUCCCAAUGGAAUUUUUGGAUGAUCCUGAAGCAGCAGUGGACCAGGCAGUACAGAACAGUAUGAUAAAUGCUGAUGACGUGUCAACUAUACCCGAUGAAGAGGACCCAAAUGAAACAUCUGCAGAAGUUAUAGAAGGGAAACUGCGGGCUCAUGCAUCGACAGUUGUUAUUGGACCAACUCGCCCUCUCGUAGUCUCCCGGAGCUCAGUUUGGGCCUCAUCCCUCCCCUAUUUCCGGAGAAAGGCCUUUUUCAAUGGGAUGGGGGACAUAAGUAUGACGUUUGGUCACGAUGAGGCGAUAGAGGAUGCCCAAGACCUCGGUGGGCCCAAGAGGGAGUAUUUUCGCCUCCUGUUGAAGGCCAUUGUCAACGACAGUGGCAUGCUUGAUGCAACACCAAAUGGUAUGACCCUCAGUUACAGCAUAAAUGCUGUUAAGGAUGGUCUAUACCAAAUUCUGGGGAAAGUUUUGGCGAUGGUUGUUGUUCUGGGUGGUCAAGCCCCAGCCAUGUUCACCCCAGCAAUCGCCCGAUAUCUUGCAUUUGGUGAUAUAUCUCUAGUCGGGGCUAGUGUAGAUGAUGUGCCCAUUUCUGAGAUUAGGAUGGAUCUGAAGAAGAUUGUGGCUGCUGAAACAGCCAGUGAUUUUGAUGCUAUCCUGGCAGAGGCCGACUGGCGUUUCGGGGUGAAGGGCCUGCAGACAGUUGUCAAGUUUGAGAAGAAAAAUGUGUUUGUUGACAAUGUCACAUUAUUUUAUGGAAUACUGGACAACCAGUCGUUGCUUGAUGAGGUCAUCCAAGGGUUAAAGUACUAUGGUGUGCUGGGCCUCAUCCGCAAUCAGCCUUCAUUGAGGUGCCUGUUUGAGUACAAAAAAGAUGCCCAAAUCACAGCAGUAGGGCUGAUCCAGGUUUUCAAGCCUAUGCUCUCUGUCCUUGGUAAUCAUAGGAGGGAAACUGAGCAGUCACUAAUGGACAGAUUUAAGCAAUUUGUCUUCAAAAUUGAAGAUAAAGAACUGGAGGAUGAGGACAUUUUCCAGGUUUCGGAAAGUGAUACUGAAGUCGAGAAAACGGAGCAGGCAGCCAUCAAGGCAUUUGCUUCAAGGGUAACUUGCGGGCAUAUUUUGGCGUUUGCCACUGGAGCAAGCGAGGUGCCCCCAAUGGGAUUUGAGCCAAGAGCUCACAUCAGUUUUGUACAUGAUGACAGCAAAGUGCUUCCGUCAGCCAACACGUGUGCCAAUGAACUCAAGUUGUUUGUAAAUGCUAUGACAAUUGCACCAUAUAGAUUGUCAAGAGAGUUCUUGAAAGCUCUAAUGAAUGGUGCUGUUUUCAGCUUGGUGUAGUCUGUAUGUAACACCCUCUCACCUUAGGGGAAACUUUCCCAUACCACCGUGUCCAUCGUCGUAUCUGAUUUCAAAAACAGUAGCACGUUUCUUAACUGUUAAAGCUAGGAUUGGUAACCUCGGACACUGAAUUUCGGUCCGAUCUGAUUCUUUACUUGGCCACCAGGGGCCAAAUGUGAAAACCUAGAAGGAGAUUUAUUUUCAAUUUUUUUUAUGGGAGUACACGUAUGUACUCAUGGCAAGGUUAUAUUACAUACCUUACAGGUUGUUGAUUUGACCUACUUUUAAGCAAGGUCACAGAGGUCAAAUUGCGUAAAUUGGCGUAAAUGUGGCACGCUAGAUUUAUGAGCUUGAAACUUUGUUUUUAUGACCUCCUAGGUCAGAUUACCUCCGACAACAAAUAACCAGCAUGACUUGUCUACUUUGUUUGACUUUCACACAGACUGAUCUUACUAUUUGGAAAGUAAGACCACAGUAGCUCCCAGCCUUCACUUCACAUAGCCACUUGUGCCUAAGAAUCACUUGCAUUCGUGUAAAGUGAGGGCUUUAAGCUAUGUAGAGAUUAUAAUAGAAAAUAGUGUCGACCAAGGUCACACAUGACUUGACCAAGUUAGUGUCAUUCCUCUCUGUGUAUUUGUUCUCCUCUAUUUGUAGACUCUAGCUAAAUUAGGCAAUAUUUCAACAGUAGGCAAGUAGCCUGCAUGCCUUCAUCCACACCAAUUAACUCAACUACCAAACUACAAAUUUGUCAUAAUAUCUAGGAAUAAAUCAACACCAGGUGAGCACAAUGUCCCAAGGACAUUUCAUUUUGUACUUUCUUUCAUCUAAAAACUUAAUUUAGUGCCAUUUACAACAGUAGGGGCAUAGGUGGCAUCUUGAAAAUAGUUUGUACCAGUUUAAAGCCAACUGGCUGCAGCGUUCAGGUGUAAGUACAUGCCUAUAGGUGAGCACAUCAAUUUUAAUAAUGAGGGUUCUGGUGGAGAAAUAUCCAGAUUUGUUUUUGUAAUUGAAUAAAACUUAUCUGGCUGGUUUUUUACAAAAAAUCCUGAUCUAUAGUUAGUUAUUUUCUAAAUAGUUAUGACAAUCUCAAAACUUUGUCUAGCAUGAUGGCCCCUGGCUGUUUCAUUGAGAAAAAAAAUUAUACCAGUUUAAAUUUGGAGAUAUGUAGCAUUUUUAAUAAUUUCAUUAUAAGGUGUUAUCCUUAUCGUUUUAUCAUAAUUGUUAUUGUUAUUGUAUAGAUAUUGUUGUAUUAUCCUUGUUCAUUUUAUCAUAUUUUACCCUCUCAUAGUGACUGAAUCUGGUGGACAAAAGCACAAAAUCGUUGAAGGAAGGUCACAGCCUGAUCAAUUAUUCUAUAAGCUGAAUUUUGCUCUUUCCCCAGAUCAAGUGAUGUGACCCUCCAGCCCUAAAUCGGUCAGAUAUUGCUCUUAGCAUUGCACAGAUGGACUGGUUGUUCAUUUCAGUUAUGUCUGCCUUUUCUGAAAUCUGAGUUCAUCAAUUUCUUCUUUUUGAAAUUAUCUCUUUAUGUCAUUUAGGCUCCUCUUCUGUUCAACAUCUGACUAGUUUUGUGCUUGAGGGUCACAUGUAUAUUGCCAAUGUUGUCCUGUUGUAUUUUAAUAUCAAAUUCUGGAGUUGGCUUUAGAGAAAUGGCUUGGUCCAGUGGUUUUCAAAUUUUAAAACUGUUGCAAGUGCCAGUUUAUCAAUUCUGAGAGUUGUCAAAUUUUUAAACUGCAUGUACAGUUGUCAAAUUUAAAAAGGUUUGAAAAUUUGAUAAACAAAAAGGAAGAUUGAGGAGGCAACCCUUCAAAAAGAAGUAAUUUUACACAUAAAUCAAUAUUCUGUUCUUAUGAUAAUUUCUGAAAUUGCAAGAUAGAUCAUGUGAGGAUACUGUGAAUUCAUCAUCUGGAGAAGGCACCAAAAGAAUUAUGAGAAAGAGUAAAGUUUCAAACUUGACAUUGUCCCGCAUUACAGUGUUUCCUCCAGAAAUUAUUUGAAGGGGGUAGAGACCACAACUCGGAGAGAACAAAAUGUGGUAAAAAUAACAGAUUUUGUCCCUUUUUGGCUGAAGUGGGGGGGGAGGGG